AUGGCAAACCCUCCCGAUCCGCGCAUGCGUCUCAACUUCAGUGGCGUGUUCCGAUUUGAUAGCAACGCACUUCAAGUGUAUGCUACACCUCCCCACUAUUUUCGAAGCUCAAUAUAUCUUCCCGUGCCUGGAACCUGGAAUCGUGAAGUUUUCGUACAGGCUGGAGAAUUGACGGCCUCACUUGCAACGGCCCGUGCUGUGUUUUUCGCUGCCGAGGUGUAUCCUAGACAUCCAACACGGGAUUCAAUUCUUCUGCUCGACCCUGGCUCCGUUGUUGAGUUAGACGACUACGCAUGCCAAUUGCCACCUCCGGCGCCAAUUGUAACAGUCCAAAGCAGAGGUCACGUUGUAAGCUUGGCCCGUCGGACGGCCUCAGCGCAGGAUUACGAUCGUUGGAUUAUUGUUGCUUUGCACAACGCGUGGGACGAAAGUUUGGCUCAGGUCACUCACUUCAACGUAAUUUAUGAGGCCUCGCUGGAGCUCGUGGCACAAAUCGGCAUAAGGAGGCUCAGCACGGGUACAAUUGCGAGCUUCUAUGGCGUUGUCCUUCACUACCUUCGUCGCAGAGGCAAUUGGGUGGUUGAGCUCGGCCUGAGCCAAGGAUACGACGCAGGUAGAUGGAGGGUAGAGGUUGGAGGAAGCAUCGCACUCAUUCCUCCAUCAUCCGAGUUUCGUGAAAUGUCAGGCUGA
This is a messenger RNA of Melampsora larici-populina 98AG31, 690 nucleotides long. RefSeq lists its product as uncharacterized. NCBI's taxonomy places the organism in Eukaryota, Fungi, Basidiomycota, Pucciniomycetes, Pucciniales, Melampsoraceae. The transcript is spliced from 4 exons. Bases 1 to 690 code for a protein of 229 amino acids. The record is from RefSeq and is a predicted model, not a curated record.